Messenger RNA from Melospiza melodia melodia, 2475 nucleotides. RefSeq lists its product as uncharacterized. Lineage: Eukaryota; Metazoa; Chordata; Aves; Passeriformes; Passerellidae. The record is from RefSeq and is a predicted model, not a curated record. The coding region runs from base 712 to 1596 and encodes 294 amino acids. The transcript is spliced from 4 exons.
CCGGCCCCGGGGCCUGUUCUGGGCCGGGACCGGAGCUGGUGCCGGGGCUCCUUCGCCAGCGGAGCGUCCCCAAGGUGUCCCCAGUGAGCAUGGAUCCCCAAGAGCUGUCCCCGGCCCUGCUGCAGCCACAGGUCACCGUGGUGGCCAUCCUGGGUGAGCUGCUGGACGCCCUGAGCAGUCAGGACGAGAUGAUGCAGCCCUGGUCCCCAUGGUCCCUGUACUGGGACCUGGAGUUCUUCACCAGGGAGCUCUGGGUCACCCUGCACCGCAUUGAUAACGCCUGGUGGCCCCAAGAUGUCACCUCCGAUGAUGAUAGCCCUUUCAACGCCCUGAGGCAGACCCUGGCCGCCUACAAGAGCACCCCAGGGACCACCUUGUUACCUGUGGGAUUGGCGGUUGGAGCUGCUGCGCCUGCUCAGGGACACCAAGGCCGCCUUGAAGGGGAUAAAUGAGGCAUCUCUCAAUGUCCUCAAGGGUUUGGUGGCCAAGGUGGCCCAGGCCGAGCGGCUGUGGGAGGCCAAUGCCCGCCUGGCCAAAGAUCACCUGCUGGGGGCAGUUGACAACAUCAUCAAGGUCUAUUUCACCGGUGGCUGCGCCAGAUCCAGUGCUUGUGAGGUGGCCGAGCGGUGUCAAAGAGCCAUCGAGGACAUCCCAAGGCUCCUUCGACCCCCAGAGCAUCCCCAGAGUGUCCCCAAUGUAUCCCCAGUGACCAUGGAGCCCCAAGAGGUGUCCCCUCCACAGCUUCAGGUGCUGGUGGCCGUGGUGGCCACCCUGGGCAAGCUGCUGGCCACCAUGACUGGGCCACACAGCGACAAGUCCCCAAACUGCUUACAUGAGGACCUGAAGAACUUCACCCGGAGCCUUCGUGCAAUCCUGAACCACGGCAAUGUCACCUCUCUGGGUCACCCUGGUGUCGCCUCCCUGGGCCGGGCCCUGGCCACCCUCGGGGCCACCCCUGGGACCACCUGGGCCAGUGGGAGAGCCGUGGCCAAGGCCUGGCGGGAGUUAGUGGCCAGGCUCGUGGACCGCUGGGACUGGCUGUCCAGGGAGGCCACCAAGCUCCAUGACAACCACAGGAAGGUAAUCGCGAACCAGCAGCUGAUGGUGGCCCUGGACAAGGAGGAAGUGGCCAGGGAAAUGGCCACAUACGAUGCCCAGGUGGCGGCAGCCACCAAUGAGGGAAUGGGAGAGGCUGUGGUGGCCACCAGGAGGGGACGUUGGGCAGUGGUGGCCCUGGGGCUGCUGCAGUGCUUGGUGGCCACAUGUGACAGAGCCACCUUGUUUUACUGGAACAUGGAGUGGCGGCUCAGGGACCUCGAGGCCAUCCUGAAGGGGACAAACGAGGUGUCCCCUGAUGUCCUCCAGGCCUUGGUAGCCAAAGUGGCCAAGUUUGAGUGGCUGUGGGAGGCCAGCACCCGCCUGGCCAAGGAUCACCUGCUUGGGACACUUGGGGUCAUCGACAACAUCCUCUUGAGUCCCUAUGGUGGCUGGGGUGGCCCCGGUUGCCCUGGCAGCUGUGCAGUGGCCAAGCAAUGCCAAAAAGCCAUCGAGGACAUCCCGAGGCUGCUGCAGGAAAGUUUCACAUGGGAGCACUGACAUCAUCAGGGACAUCGCUGCUGUCACCUGUGCCCUCCCUGUGCAGUAUUUGAGACAGAUUUGGGGAAUUUUCUAGGAAUUUUCAAUGAUACUGUCCCAAAUCCUGAUGGGAAUUCCUGGGGUGACAUCACUGGGGACACUCAGGGACAGUCAGGGACAGGGGACAGGGGUGUAUGGGUCCCCUCAGCAGCUUCCAGCUUUCCACUGUGCCUGCAGCACAGCCAGGUCAUAAAUGGCAAUUUAAUAAUUGCCUUUUGCACUCUUGUAUUGCCUUCUACACAUUGUUAUUGAUCACCAGCAAUUUGAUACAGUGUUUGAUACCGAUAUUGAUUAUCGAUUCAUUGUAGCUGCUGGUUGGUGCAAUAUAAUCUCUUAGUUCAUGUGUGCACCAUACAGCCUAUUAAUAAUUAAAUAAAUGAAUGAAUAAUUGAAUAAAUAAAUGAAUGAAUGAAUAAAUAUAUAAAUGCCCUCUGUAUGAAUCACACCGGGCUGAUCUGAAGUCUGUGUCAGACACAUCACUUGACCAUUGUCACUGCCUUAUUUUCUGAAAAAAUCCUCUUUGCCCAAGAUUCUUCUCCUGGGAAGCCGAGAAGCCUCAGAGAAAAAAAGAAAAUAAUUAUCUGAUUUGCUUCUUCUCUGCUUUGCUGCUUUGGGAUGUGGUUGGAGAUUGUUUAUGCAACAUGUGAAUUGUUUUUACUUAAUGACCAAUCACCAUCCAACUCUGUCAGGACUCUGGAAGGAGUCACAAGUUUUUAUUAUUCAUUCUUGUUAAGCCUUCUGUCUGUAUCCUUUCUCUAUUCUUUAGUAGAGUUUUAGUAUAGCAUUCUGUAAUAUAAAAUAAUAGCAUAAAAUAAUAAAUUAGCCUUCUAAGAACAUGGA